Molecule: messenger RNA, 1364 nt
Organism: Racocetra fulgida
Lineage: Eukaryota; Fungi; Glomeromycota; Glomeromycetes; Diversisporales; Gigasporaceae
Source: the annotation of a GenBank genome assembly
AAGAUGGCAAAGCAAGACCAAUCAAUUGGUGGUUAUGGGGAACUUUACUUUAUUUAAUUUUAGUUGUUUCGGCGGUUUUUAGUUAUGAAGGACAUAUAGAAAAACAAAAAGCCAAAAAUCUUUUUUUAACCGCUCAAGCCCAAGAAUUAGCGAAGAAAAUCAGUAAUUUUUCUUUGUCUUUUACUCUUAAUAAAGACGAAAAAGAUAAGGCCUUUGGUUCAGUCAGUAGCAAAGAGAUUUUAGACCGAUUAGUAGAAGCAGGGUUUAAUUUACGAAAAAGUCAAUUACUCAAUUUUCACCCUCUUCACAGCAUAGGAGAAAAUUACGUAGUAAUCAAAAUACGAGAUAACAUAACUACACAAUUAAAAGUGAUAUUGUCCGAUUGGAAAAGUGAAUUAAAGUUUUUUCCCAAUUCAAAACCGGAGAAAGUCAAGGAAAUACAGAGAAAAAGCGAUGACUUAAUAAAGGUUUUGAAAGAAUUACGAACAGAAGAACAUAUAGACACAUGUCAAAACAUCUCUUCAACAAGAGCAUCACCUUAUGAGUUAGUAUGUGAUGAUUGUGGAAAAAUAAUAGAAAUUAUUUUAUCCUUUAAAACAAUACAAAAAUAUACUUGUUCUUGUAAAGUCGAAAAAUACAUUAAAGAAAAUUCUAUUGUGGGAGUCACAAUUCAAAACUCAACGCACCUAAUUUUAAGAUAUGAUACAGGAAAAGAAAAUAGAGUAGAAGUAAAUAGCGAACAGUUAGAGAUGGUUAGAGACUACUACAAAGACAAAUAUCAAAAAGAAGUAAUAGCAAAACAAGAAGAGGAACAAAAGGAAAUAAAUAGAUUAAGAGAUGAAAAUAUUUUUGGUUUAACUACAAAACAUAAAAUUGAGACUUUAAAAAGAUUUGGAUUAUUGACUAUUGCUGGGGCUCUCAUUAAACUAUUAGGAAAAGCCUUUGAUGAAAAAUUUAUUGCUAAUUUUUGUUAUGUCAUUCCGUUAGCCUUUGGAGUUAGUCCGCAAACUUAUACCUUAAAUUGUGUUUAUAGCGAAGAAGAAGUACUUAAUAGAGAUGAUGACCUGAGAGGAAACAAACAUAUUAAACAUAUAGUCAGUUGUGGUAAUUUAAGUUGUGAUUAUUAUAAAAGAUUGUUUAAUAAUAGAGGGCUAGAUGCCAGCGUAGGAGGUCCUGCCGUUCUGGCAGCCACAACCACUGCAUUAAUGUUCGCUUCUGAAAUAGCAGCUCCGUUUACUUUUGGAUUGUCAUUUGUAGCAAUUAGUGUUCUGUCUUUUGGAAGUCUUGCAGCCGGUGAUUAUGUAAGUGAUAAUAUGAUAAAAAAAACUAUUGAAGAAAUAGAAAAUGAACUGAAAGAAAAGUGA